AUGGGUUGGUCUCUAUCCUGGGGGACACCAAGAGGUAACAAGGCGAACCCAUGCGUGCUAGCAAAGGUGUCUCUGUAUCAGGGUGGCACCGAGGAGCCAGUGGAGCUGGCAGCAUCACUGCAGAGCCUCCAUGCGAGCACAUGCUGGGUUGUGCUGAUGAUGGGUGGCGGGCACUUUGCAGGAGCUGUGUUCCGAGGCCCCCAGGUGCAGGAGCACAAGACAUUCCACCGCUACACAGUGCGAGCCCGGCGGGGCACAGCCCAGAGCCUGCGGGAUGCCCACACCCCAGGGUCGGCACCCAGGUCAGCUGGAGCCUCCCUGCGGCGUUACAAUGAGGCUGCCUUACUCAAGGAUAUUCAGGACCUGCUGUUGGCCUGGGCACAGCACCUCAAUGAAGCUCAGCGCAUCUUCCUCCGGGCCCCUCGUCACAACCGUGCACUGCUCUUUAGUGGCAGGAACCCACCCCUCACCUUGGGGGACCCUCGCAUCUUCCACAUCCCCCUCAGCACCCGCAGGCCCACCCUGCGAGAGGUGCUGCGAGUCCACAGCGUGCUGGCCAGCCUGCAGGUGUAUGGGAAGGACACGCCACUGGAGGAUAUCACUGGGUCCCCCCGGAAGGGCUGGCAGAAGAGGCGGCAUAAAGCAGAGGUGGAUCCCCCGCAAGAGGACAUGAGUGGGCCUGGCACCACAGUGGGGAUCUGUGGGGUGGGACCUUGUGCUGGGCAGAAGGGCAGGGUGUGCUUGGCUGAGACCAGUGAUUCGUGGUGUGGGGGGGGCCUCAGCCCCUGUCUUACAGCCCCCCUCAGCACCAGAGGAGGAGGCAGAAGAGGAGGAAGAAAGCCCUGCAGGGGAAUUGGAGACUGUGGAAGUGACACUGGGGACCUUGGACCUCCAGGAGUUCAAGGUGAUGCCCAAGCGAAACUGCAAAAAGAGGAAGAAGAGGGACAAGAAAGGCCCUGUGCUGAAGAGAUGGGAUGCCAUGGUACCCAGUGCAGGCAGCCUGGCCUGGAGCUAAUGACAGAGCGGCAAGGGGAGGCUGAGCCCCUUCCCUGGGGCAAUGGAGGCGACCCUCAGACCCAGUUCCGUGAUGCCCUGUUCACUGCCUGCAAAACGGGGGAUGUGGGGAUGCUGCGACACCUCCUGGGUGUACCAGAGCACGGGGCCCUGUCAGGGGCCAGCAAGGAUGGGGAGGACACACAGCCCCUGGAUAUGCCACGCUCCCUGCUCAGUCAGCCCAUGGAUGAGCACGGCUGCACCCUGCUUCACGUGGCAGCGCGGGCAGGGAGGGCUGAGGCUGUGUGCCUGCUGCUGGAGGCGGGGGCGGACCCUGCCAUCAGAGAUGAUCAGGAGAGGACCCCGUACUGUGUCUCUGCUGACAGACUGACCCGCAACACCUUCCGCAAGUUCAUGGUGGACCACCCGGACAAGUACGACUACAGCCGUGCCAAGGUGCCAGGGCCCUUGACACAGGAGAUGGAGGCCAAGAAGCUGGAGAAGAAGCGGGCACAGAAGGCGCAGCGGAAGCAGCGGGAGCAGGCACAGCGGGAAGAGCGGCAGCGCCAGGAGCAGGAGCAGGCAGAGAAGCAGCGGUUCGCAGCCCUGUCCGACAGGGAGAAGAGGGCACUGGCUGCCGAGCGGAGGUUGGCUGUGCAGCUGCAGGACACUGGCACAACUCUUGCUAACAUCAGUGACCCCUUCACUCAGAGCCACCUCUGCUCUGUCCUGCAGCCGCUGCUGGCACUGUGGAGAGUCCCUGCUGGGCCGGAUCCCUUUCCAUUACCUCGACUUCUCCUUCUGCUCCACAGCCUGCCUGCAAACACACCGCCGGGCCCAGGCUGCCCGCACAUAAGGCUGGGGGCUGCUGCUACCUGCCAAGGGCCGGUGGGGUGGAGGCAUUUAGAGCUUGCAGAGCAGUGCUGGUCCAAGGGACUGAGUUGGCCACGUCACACUGGUGCAACUGGCAAGGCUCUGGGCAUGAGUGUCACAGUGGGGAUGUUACAGCUGAGCAGUUCCCAUGGGCUACUGUGAGGGGCCAGGACUGUUCUGUGGCACGUGUACUGAUGCCAGCUUUUCCCAUGGCUGCCUCCUAGGCUGCUGUAUGUGGUGGUGGGACAGAGCCUGACACAUGCAGACCAUGCAGCUCUGGGCUACUUACAGCCAUGCUUCUGGGUACCAUCUAGGCUGUGCUUUGCCCUCCCCUCUCCUGGAUGCCAUUAGUGUCUUGGCUGUAUCAUGUUAGCAACUACCUCCUCUGUUGGCAUUAGCAAUAAAAAGAGGUGCCUUGACCCCUGAGGUGUGUGGGG
This is a messenger RNA of Neopsephotus bourkii (Bourke's parrot), 2303 nucleotides long. It is a transcript of the gene ANKZF1, whose product is annotated as ankyrin repeat and zinc finger peptidyl tRNA hydrolase 1. Gene Ontology annotation, molecular function: protein binding. The transcript is spliced from 11 exons. The record is from RefSeq and is a predicted model, not a curated record. NCBI's taxonomy places the organism in Eukaryota, Metazoa, Chordata, Aves, Psittaciformes, Psittacidae. Bases 1 to 2028 code for a protein of 675 amino acids.